Molecule: messenger RNA, 2958 nt
Organism: Vicugna pacos (alpaca)
Lineage: Eukaryota; Metazoa; Chordata; Mammalia; Artiodactyla; Camelidae
Gene: AKAP10
Product: A-kinase anchoring protein 10
Biological process (GO): intracellular protein localization
Cellular component (GO): plasma membrane; mitochondrion
Molecular function (GO): protein kinase A binding
Source: RefSeq, a predicted model, not a curated record
GGGGAAGGACCGGAACUCCGGGCGGGCGGCUUGUUGAUAAUAUGGCGGCGGUGUCGCGAGGAGGCGGCGGGGCCCACACCCGGAAGAAGGGUCUCUCUUCGGGCUAGCGCGGCGGCCGCUGCGGACCCGGAAGUCCGGGUCGGUUGCUGAAUGAGGGGAGCCGGGCCCUCCCCGCACCAGUCCCCCCGCGCCCUCCGCCCCGACCCGGGCCCCGCCAUGUCCUUCUUCCGGCGGAAAGUGAAAGGCAAGGAACAAGACAAGACCUCCGAUGUCAAGUCAGUUAAAGCUUCAAUCUCCGUACAUUCCCCACAAAAAAGCACUAAAAAUCAUGCCUUGCUGGAGGCUGCAGGACCAAGUCACGUUGCAAUCAAUGCCAUUUCCGCCAACAUGGACUCCUUUUCAAGUAGCAGGACCGCGACACUUAAGAAACAGCCAAGCCACAUGGAGGCCGCUCAUUUUGGGGACCUGGGCAGAUCUUGUCUGGACUACCAGACUCAAGAGACCAAAUCAAGUCUUUCAAAGACCCUUGAACAAGUCCUGCGUGACACUGCUGUCCUCCCUUAUUUCAUUCAGUUCAUGGAACUUCGGAGAAUGGAGCAUUUAGUUAAAUUUUGGUUAGAAGCUGAGAGUUUUCACUCUACAACUUGGUCCCGAAUAAGAGCACACAGUCUGAACACAGUUAAGCAGAGCUCAUUGGCUGAGCCUGUCUCUCCAUCUAAAAAGCACGAAACAACAGCAGCUUUUGUCGCCGAGUCUCUUGACAAGCGAUUGGAGGAUUCUCGCUCAGCACCAUUGCCUCUGACUCCAUCGGAAGAGUCUGACUUGAACUCCAGAACUAGCAACACUCAGAAUCACUUGCUGCUCUCCCAGGAAUGUCACAGUGCUCCUCCUCUCCACCUGGAAAUGGCCAGAACCGGGGCUCGUCCAAGUUCCACAGACACCCAGGAGUCCUCCAGACUGACAGUAGCCAGUAGAAAUAGUCCCUCCUCUCCACUAAAGGAACUGUCUGGAAAAUUAAUGAAAAGUAUAGAACAAGAUGCAGUGAAUACUUUUACCAAAUAUAUCUCUCCAGAUGCUGCUAAGCCAAUACCCAUUACAGAAGCAAUGAGAAACGACAUCAUAGCAAAGAUCUGUGGAGAAGAUGGGCAGGUGGAUCCCAACUGUUUUGUUUUGGCGCAGUCCAUCGUCUUCAGUGCGAUGGAGCAAGAGCACUUUAGUGAAUUUCUCCGAAGUCACCAUUUCUGUAAAUACCAGAUUGAAGUGCUGACCAGUGGAGCUGUUUACCUGGCUGAUAUCCUCUUCUGUGAGUCAGCCCUCUUUUAUUUCUCUGAGUACAUGGAAAAAGAGGAUGCAGUGAAUAUCUUACAGUUCUGGUUGGCAGCUGAUAACUUCCAGUCUCAGCUUGCUGCCAAAAAGGGCCAGUAUGAUGGACAGGAAGCACAGAACGAUGCCAUGAUUUUAUACGACAAGUACUUCUCCCUCCAAGCCACACAUCCUCUUGGAUUCGAUGACGUUGUGCGAUUAGAAAUUGAAUCCAAUAUCUGCAGGGAAGGUGGGCCCCUGCCCAACUGUUUCACCACUCCGUUACGUCAGGCCUGGACGACCAUGGAGAAGGUCUUUUUACCUGGCUUUUUGUCCAGCAAUCUCUAUUAUAAAUAUUUGAAUGAUCUCAUCCAUUCGGUUCGCGGAGACGAGUUUCUGGGAGGGGGUGUGUCGCUGACUGCCCAUGGCCCCGGGGGCCCUCCUGAUGACGCUCACCCAGGUGGCUCCGACGGUUUGGCUUCUCAGUCCAGUGUGAAAAAAGCCAGUGUUAAAAUUCUGAAAAAUUUUGAUGAAGCGAUUAUUGUGGAUGCUGCAAGUCUGGAUCCAGAAUCUUUAUAUCAGCGGACAUACGCAGGGAAGAUGACGUUUGGAAGAGUGAGUGACUUGGGGCAGUUCAUCCGGGAGUCUGAGCCUGAACCUGAUGUAAAGAAAUCAAAAGGAUCCAUGUUCUCACAAGCUAUGAAGAAGUGGGUGCAAGGAAAUACUGAUGAGGCCCAGGAGGAGCUAGCCUGGAAGAUCGCUAAGAUGAUCGUCGGCGACGUGAUGCAGCAGGCGCAGCGCGGCCAGCCACAAGCGGAGUCCGCAGGGCUAUGACUCAAGACCUGAGAUAAAGGAAAUCAGCUUUUGGAGGAUAAGAGAACUUUUUCCCUUUGUUGGUUUCUUCAACACAGCCGAUGAAAACAGAGCACUGUAUUUCUUUUCACUGAUAAAAAUCACUGUUGUUCCCGAGAAAGAAUGGCAGACAGUCCCAGACCUCCACCUCAAGCAGAGCGGCACGUAGACACACCUGCUGCACACAGUGUUCACACAGUGAAAGUCAGAAGCAGACAAAGUGGUAUUGUUUACAUUACUAGAAAAUUACUAGUUUUCCAAUGGCAAUAACCCAUUUAUGGAAGAGUUCCAGUCUGGAACCAACAGGGACCAUGUGCUGUGCGAGGCAGAGGAGCGCAGAGCUGAGACCCGGUGCACGUCUGGUAACCCAUCCCUAACAGCAGCGUGAAGCAGGUAGCAGAGGUGCUUGGCCCAAGCAGGCGGGGGAGCUGGCCCCUCCGGGGGCCCGCGGUGCCGGGCGCCGGCCAGCAGCCUGCCUUCCUUCCGGUCGCGCGGGGCGAAGGCUUGUCCUGCGUCUCCCUGCACGGAGGCGGCAGUGUGGGAGGGGGCUGACGGGUCACGGGGCAAGUCUUGGUGACACUGGCCUUCUCUUUGGCGGCGGUGUAUGGUUUUCAUGUCGUAAUAGCUCCUGAGAUGCAGUGUGCUUAAAACCAGCCCCCCUGCCGCCAAAGGGCUGAGCGUCCUGAGCUCUGAGCUCUAGGGCUUGCUCCCCUGGGGUCCUGUCCUCCAAGCUCCUCCCCUUUCCCCAGUGCACGGGGAGGGACCAUCUGGCAAGGAUCACUCCACUCUUCCCCUUUGGUACCU